GCUCAAUGAAACAAUAAUAAUGAUGUGCCAUUUUUCUUUUAUGUAGCCAAUGACUAAUACGUUUCGCUCACAAAAUUCCUAGUGAAAGAAGGAGAAGCUAGCACACUAGCAACUUGUACCGCUCUAUAAAAAUACCCAACUUCUCUUCAUUUUGAGCCACCAAAUUAAAUCAACCAUAUAUAUUUACUGUCCGGAGAUCGAUCGAUCGAGUAGCUGCUACUAUGGAGCAUUGUCCAUGGUCCUCAACAGCCAUCGCCGGCGCACUACUACUAGCAGCCACCAUUUGUUUCGGUGGCGCGUCGACCGGAAACGCUCAAGUUCCUGGUGAUCCGGUAUUCCCGCCGGUUGAAUGCUCCGACGGAAACGGAGGUCAACCGGCAGUAGCGCCUGGUGAAGCACCCAACUGGGCAUAUUACGUGGAGCAAGUUCUUACGGCACUGGAGACCACAGCUCCCAACAGUCAGGCGUUCUAUGCCCAAUUCUGGUACCCGGAGUACGCUACCGGCAAUCCACGCGGCGCCGCCGCCUGCAGCACGACCCUCGAGGUGGCAGACUGCGAGGCGUGUCUUGCCGGGGUGAAGAAGAACCUGGAGGCGUGCAAGAGUUACGCCAAAGGUAGAAGUGAGAAUGCUGACUGCUCCAUGACGUUCUUCCCAAUCGGCGCGUGAUUGAUCAUAGCCGGCCGGCGGCGGAAACUCACUGUGUGGACGGAUGUUGUGAGAUCGACUCAGACGUGACAAUUCGAAGAAUUACAACUUUGCAUAUCAUUUAAUGUCUUUUAUUUACAUAUAUAUUAUUAUGUGCUCCAUCUUAUGUUAUGAUGUUUCGGUUAUAAUUAUUAUAAGGGGUUAAUUGCAAGAUUACUAAAAAAUUAGUCACUAAAAAUAUUUAAUUCCAUUCAUGGUCACUAAAAUUAGUAAAACAUUUCAAGUUCGGUCACUCUCCGUCCAACUUCGUUAACUUUGCCUGAUGUGGCAGUCAACUCUUAAAGUUGACCGUUAAAUGUGUGACGUGGCACUUAAAAAAUAAUAAAAAAUUAAAAUUUUA
Molecule: messenger RNA, 1047 nt
Organism: Linum trigynum
Lineage: Eukaryota; Viridiplantae; Streptophyta; Magnoliopsida; Malpighiales; Linaceae
Source: the annotation of a GenBank genome assembly